AUUUCCACCAUUGCCAAUAGGAUCUUCGAGCUCGCCACUGCGUCGACAGUUUCUCAGCAGCAGUAGAAGGAGGAGGAGGUCCUGAGAGACAAUGGCGAAGUCUUGCAAGGGUCUGGCCAUGGAGCUCGUGAAGUGCCUCAGCGAAUCCGAUUGUGUCAAGGUUCAGAAGCGAUCCUACAGGGAGUGCGCGGGAGAGAAGAGCCCCUGCAUACCGAGCGAGUGCGUCGGCCUGAGGGAGACCUACUUCAACUGCAAGCGAGGCCAGGUCGACAUGAGAGCUAGGAUCCGAGGAAACAAGGGCUACUAGUCACUGAAUGUUUUGUAAGUCCUUUUUUGAAAAUUGAGGGAAUGGAACGGAUGAUGUAUGUUGAUUAGCUCGAAUGAAUAUGUCGCGCGAAAGCGGUUUUCUGCAAGGAGUAAAGAAGUGAAAAAAGUUCCUGUUUUGUUGAUUACUAUUCUGUGACAGUUACUAAUUCGAUUCGUAUAUCUCCGAAUAUAUACCGUCAUAGCAUUGACCACUCAA
Punica granatum (pomegranate) is the source of this 523-nucleotide messenger RNA. The record is from RefSeq and is a predicted model, not a curated record. Lineage: Eukaryota; Viridiplantae; Streptophyta; Magnoliopsida; Myrtales; Lythraceae.